UGAUAAAUAUUACAAUUUGUCAAUUCAAUCUAUUUGGCCCAAAAUCCAAAUGCGCUGACGAGGUGAUCGCAGUCGACUUCCGAACACAUAAUAUCAUGUUAUGUAAAUAGUGAUCAAUUAAUUUCUCUGUUGGCGAUUAUUAUUAUUAUUCUCACGUCAUAUAAGUCUCUGUUGCUCGGCGAUACAACCAUAAACUUGUACUUUGUAGUGUAAAGUUGACAAAGUUGUCAUUAUUAUAUCGGUUACCGGUUACCCGUACUACCUUUAUUUACCACAUUCAAUCGCCAAUAACGUAUUUUUGGUUUGCACGUACACGAGGAUCCCGUCAUCGAAACAAGUAGGGCAUAUUUAUAGCUGCAUAAUCGCUGCAACAAUGGCAUCCUCGUUCAAACACGUCACCGGAGCCGCGGACAGGGAUUCGAGAAUCGUCAAGCAGCUCGAGUUCUAUUUCAGCGACACCAAUUUACCGUACGAUAAGUUCCUGCAGGCCAAAAUCAAGCUUAACGACGGCUGGGUGCCGAUAAGCGUGCUCUUGACGUUCAAAAUGCUGAAGUCCAUCACCAGGGACUCGGCCGUGAUCGCGUCCGCCGUCAAGGACGCCGUCGGCAGCAUCGUGGAAGUCGACGAGACGGGCGUAAAGAUCAGACGCAAACCGAAAAUCACCGCGCCCGUCCCCGAUCGCCGGCUGUUCAAGGACAUUGUCCAACGGUCGAUUUAUUGUAGCGGUUUCCCGAGGACGACCACCGUGGACGAACUGUUGGAGUUCGCCGCGACCUUUGGCGAAAACGUCAUCACGAAAACCACCCCCAUGAGGUUCAGGUCCCAAGCGUUUAAGGGUUGCCUUUACUUCACGUUCAGCACCAAAGACGAGGCAGAGAAGUUUUUGGCAAGGGAAUCCGUCGAGUACAACGGCGUGGAAAUAAAGCGUAUGCGGGAGAUUGAUUUUUUGGGAAAUUUCAAACCUCACAGUCCAUUUAAUUACGAAUAAAAUGCGUCCGUGCACACGACGUACACACUAAGUGUAUAAUACGGGUACACACUCAAUACGUCAUCAUAAAGGUUUAAUUUAGUUUAUUUUUCAUUAUCAUUUUAUUUCUUUUAAACUAAUAUUUUUUUUUCAACAAGUAAAACGGUCACAGGUACCUAGUCAGUUGUUUUAGUUUUAUUAUUAUUCAUUUAUAUGCAAUUACUUGUUAGUUAUUAUUUUAGUUAUAAAUAUCUGACGAUUAUGAGUAUUGCUGUUUAUUCUAUAUAUAUCGUUAUUAUAAAUUUGUUAAAAUAUUAUUUCUUUUUAUUCUCAAAUAAA
Metopolophium dirhodum (rose-grain aphid) is the source of this 1306-nucleotide messenger RNA. RefSeq names its product la protein homolog. Gene Ontology annotation, biological process: RNA processing; positive regulation of translation. Lineage: Eukaryota; Metazoa; Arthropoda; Insecta; Hemiptera; Aphididae. The transcript has 2 exons. Gene Ontology annotation, molecular function: RNA binding. The coding region runs from base 374 to 988 and encodes 204 amino acids. The record is from RefSeq and is a predicted model, not a curated record. Gene Ontology annotation, cellular component: ribonucleoprotein complex; cytosol; cytoplasmic stress granule.